UACAACAGCUUCCGGGAGGAAACAUAUCAAGACGGCAUUGCUUCCUGUAGUAGAUUAUUAGCUUCUUGUGUUUUGCCUGAGUAGAUGGAUUAGAAAAGAAAAUAACGAAAAUAAAUAAUUGGUUUUUAGCUCAGAGCCUGCGUCAGUUCAUCUUCAGCAUAUUUUAGUGUUUUUACACACUGUCUAAAUGGGUGCAUAUUACUGUGCUAUAUGUAGGCAAACAACAUUCACUGGAAAGGGACACAUCUUCGGAAAAAAUCACCAAAGCAGACUUAGAGUGGUUCUCCUUAAAUUUUUAGAAAAGGUGAAAGAAGCUCGCCGAACACUUAAAAAACCCCAAGUAGAAAAGUUUGAUUGCACCCAGCACAAGCAGACCUUCUGGUGCUACUGCUGUGGGCUUGAAAUUGAAAGAAAUGUUACAGACGGCAACAUGACUGUGCUGUACGGAGGCUUGCUAGAACACAUGGCCACCUCAGAACACAGGAAGAAUACUCACAAGUUCUGGUGGGACAAUAAGGCCGACCCCAAGUUUAGAGACAAGGUCAUCAUCACAGAGGAGGAAACUGAAAGAUUUAAAGCUGAGGUGGAAAAAGCAUUGGAAUCAUUUGUGGAGAAGGAGGAUGAAUUCAUAAUGCAGCAAGCUGAUCACAUCCGGGCGCAGGAGAAGCAGCGUCAAGAGGUCCUUCAGUCUCUUUUAGAGCGUGAAGCAGAGCUGGAGUCGUUCAGUGGACCCAACGGCACAGACAUGUCUGCUGAGGAUGCUGUCAGCUCUCAAUUUGCAUCUCAAGGAUCAGAGCAGCAGGCGGGGAGCAGCUUUGUCGAGUCAAUGGUUCAAGCACCGCGAGCUGCAACAGGACAAGGCCUGACUUUCAUAGGCUAUCAGGAUUCAUCAAACAUUGGAAAUGUUCAUACAGGUGCCGUCCCUCCUUGGCUCCAGGACGAUCCUCUGGAGGGGACCUCUGGAGCUGCGGCUCAUCUGGAGAUCGGCCCAUCGCUCCAAGAGUUCCUCAAACAGAAGGAGCAAGAGAAGCUGAGGAAGCUUCCACCGAACAGAGUGGGCGCCAACUUUGAUCACAGCUCACAUACAGACGCCAACUGGCUUCCCUCCUUUGGAAGAGUGUGGAACAGUGGCCGACGCUGGCAGUCCAGGCACCAAUUCAGACAAGAGGAAGGGCAGAGCAACAGACAGAAGAGGAAGAGGGAACAUGGUGGAGACGGGUCAAAGAAAGCAAAAACAACUGUACAGCUGACAAAUUCUGACAACGCUUAAAACGGAGUAUGGUGUGAGAAUUUAUGAGUGAAGGGAUGUAUAUAGUUUGCAGGAUGUGAAUGAUUUUAUACUAUAUUUCUGAGUAGUUAUGCUUGGGCUGACUAGACACCCUACUGUAGCACCCUUCCCAGCAGUAGUGUGUGUAUAUAUGAGUGUAUAUGAGAAAUUGUUACAGUUUGUAAAGUUUGCAGUAUAGAUAUUGACUUAGUAUAUAAGGCAGUGCCUCUUGAAUUACUGUUAGAAAGUUACCUUUGAUAAUUGUGUUUUGUAUAAAACUGUAUUGUCCAACAUCACAAUACUAUUUCAAUACUAUACUAUUUUGUUAAUCAAUUUAAUUGUGUACACUCUCUUAAUAACACCCUGCUGCACACACUCAAAGAUUUAAACCAAAUUGGUGCUGCCACUCAAUUGGUCACUGACCUGCUCCAUUUAAUCAGCUGAAAUCGGUGACUUCAAUCAACGGCAACCGAGAGAAAAGCCUUUAUUAAGUUUUUUUUUUCUGCCCAGAUUCUCACAGCAAGUACAGUAUUCUGAUGAGCAAGAUACUGGUUAGACUACAGCUCUUUGAGAGGACAGCAUGCCAACUGCUCUGGCAAGUAAACAGCAGGGGGCGCCAGCCAUUUAACUAACAAAGGCCCCUGCUGUGUGAUUGAGAAGAAUUUAUGUUUUUAUUAGAGCUAAGUGAUUUGUCUCUGUCUAAAAUUCUGACCAUUUUAUAUAUUUUGCAAGCAACCCUUAAUGGCAAUACACAAAUGAAAGCAGCAGUUCUCAGUGUUUCUAAGACCAUCUCUUUUUUUGCAGUGAACCUGUACAACCAAAUGAGCUUUCAUUUCCCUUUUCAGAUCAUGUUACGUGAUGAAUUACUGGAAAAGGCUUAAAGGCUGCCUAUGCAAAUGUUUUUCGCUUUGAGAUAAGAUGUGAUAUUAUAUGUGAAAACAAUUAUAAGUAUUGAAAAAGUGUAUCAUAUAUCUUGUUUCAAUCGAAUUAGCAUUUUAAAUGUAGCGCUCUCUAAAACUACAACACUCCACCUGUUUUCUUAUCCUUUAUUAUAGAAAGAAGGAAUUUAGUUUCUAUAAGUAAAGCUUUCAGUGUUUUUUGUUUUCAGAAGCUGUAUUAAACAUGGUUGGGUAACAACUUAAAAGUAUUCUGGUAACGGGACGUCUCAAACAAAUGGACACCGGGUGGAAGGACACAAGAUUCAGUCACAAGUGACAGCUGUUCUGCACUUGAGCAUAACUUGUAGCGAUGAAUGAAAACUUGAAAAGGCAUAUUUAGCACAUAUAGGGCUGGGGCCCUAAAAAGCCUUAAAAUCCAACUUUUUGUCUACUGCUGCUCUCUUAAGUACAUCCAUGAUAAGUGAUUAUUUUGAUAAUGCAGAAUUUUGUGGUGCAUAAAAUUAUAUCACUUGAUAA
This is a messenger RNA of Sander lucioperca (pikeperch), 2682 nucleotides long. RefSeq names its product centrosomal AT-AC splicing factor (gene cenatac). The transcript has 11 exons. The record is from RefSeq and is a predicted model, not a curated record. NCBI's taxonomy places the organism in Eukaryota, Metazoa, Chordata, Actinopteri, Perciformes, Percidae. The coding region runs from base 188 to 1270 and encodes 360 amino acids.